Messenger RNA from Podarcis muralis (Common wall lizard), 2016 nucleotides. It is a transcript of the gene TMEM39A, whose product is annotated as transmembrane protein 39A. NCBI's taxonomy places the organism in Eukaryota, Metazoa, Chordata, Lepidosauria, Squamata, Lacertidae. The record is from RefSeq and is a predicted model, not a curated record. Gene Ontology annotation, biological process: negative regulation of autophagosome maturation; negative regulation of autophagosome assembly. Gene Ontology annotation, cellular component: endoplasmic reticulum membrane.
AGCGCAUCAGCCCCUCAUUGCCACGUCUCUUCAGGGCGGCAGGAGCUGCAGUCGCCGCCGCCGCCGCUGCUGUCGCGGCGACAACGAGCAAAGGAGGGACAAGAGGAAACGGGGAGCCGGACCGGGACGUUCCGGGACGGGUCCCCUCCGCAGCCUGGCGGGCCCCCGAGAGCGGGCAGGCGGCUGCUGCUGCUGCUGCGGCGGCGGGACCCCCUCAUGGUGCUGCUAGAGAGGCGAGCUGGAAAGUCUUGCGAAUUGUUACCUAGAUCUCAGGGCAAAGGCUGCCAGAGGUGGAAGAGGUGGAUUGGUUCCUGGUCAUGCCCGGUGGAAGGAGGGGACCCAGUCGGCAGCAGCUAAGCCGUUCAGCUUUGCCUUCUCUCCAGACGUUGGUUGGUGGGAACUGUGGCAACGGCACUAGUCUAAGAAACAGGAAUGGUAGUGCUAUCAGCCUCUCUGCUCCUCCAAUUACAGCCUUGAUCACCCCUGAGCCUGUGCGACACUGCCGAAUCCCUGAGCUGCCUGUAGACGGGAACCUUCUGUUUGAGUUCUUCUUUUUCAUCUACCUGCUGGUGGCCCUCUUUAUUCAGUAUAUUAAUAUCUAUAAGACCGUGUGGUGGUACCCAUACAACCACCCUGCCUCCUGUACAUCACUGAACUUUCACCUCAUUGAUUACCAUCUGGCAGCAUUUAUCACAGUGAUGCUGGCGCGGAGGCUGGUAUGGGCCCUCAUCUCUGAGGCCUCUCAGGUGGGAACUACAUCAGUGAUUCACUACACGGCACUGAUUUUGGCACGCCUGGUGCUGCUCACUUUGUGUGGAUGGGUGCUCUGCUGGACACUAGUUAACCUUUUCCGUAGCCAUUCUGUUCUGAAUCUCCUCUUUCUUGGCUACCCGUUUGGUGUCUAUGUCCCACUGUGCUGCUUCCACCAAGACAGCAGAACACAGCCUCUUCCCACAGACUGUGGCUAUUUGGUGCAGGAUCAGCUGGUAGAUUCUGGUGCCACGGGGGUUGGCAGCCUCGUCAAGCCCAAAGACUUCCUCUCUCUCCUGAGAGAGUCCCUGAAAGAACAGUUCAACAACCCCGUGCCCAUCCCCACACACAGCUGCCCCUUGUCUCCAGACCUCAUUCGCAACGAGGUGGAAUGCCUGAAAGCAGACUUCAACCGCAGAAUCAAGGAGGUUCUAUUCAACUCCCUCUUCAGUGCCUAUUAUGUGGCAUUCCUGCCACUGUGCUUUGUGAAGAGCACACAGUACUAUGACAUGCGCUGGUCCUGUGAACACCUCAUCAUGGUGUGGAUCAACGCCUUUGUCAUGCUCACCACCCAGCUGCUUCCUCCCAAGUAUUGUGACUUGCUGCACAGAUCAGCUGCCCACCUGGGCAAGUGGCAGAAGCUGGAACAUGGUUCAUACAGCAAUGCCCCCCAGCACAUCUGGUCUGAGAGCACAAUAUGGCCACAGGGAGUGCUAGUGCGACACAGUCGAUGCCUAUACAAAGCAGUCGGGCCUUAUAACGUAGCAGUGCCUUCAGAUGUGUCCCAUGCCCGCUUUUAUGUAAGUACCUUCCUCUUUCACCGUCCAUUACGGCUUCUCAACCUGCUGAUUCUCAUUGAAGGCAGCGUGGUCUGCUAUCAGCUCUACUCCCUGUUGCGGUCAGAGAAGUGGAACCAUACCCUUUCCAUGGCCCUGAUCCUCUUCUGCAAUUACUAUGUCUUAUUUAAACUCCUGCGGGACCGUAUAGUGUUGGGCAGGGCAUACUCGUAUCCUCUGAACAGCUACGGAUUAAAAGCCCAUUAAUCACCUGAAGAAGGGAAGGAUAUUUUCAUACAGUUCUAUUUUUUCCUUGCAACUGUUUAUAAAUAUUUAAAAAAUAUUUUAUAUUUUGUAUACUGCUGGUUUUUUUUUGUGGGUUAAGGAAGGGCCAAGUGGCAAUUAAAUGUCGCGAUAUAAACAAGGUGUUAUUUUAUAUAAAGCAAUCAUUGUGUAUAUACUGUAUUAUCAACAUACAUCUAUGAAGCAA